This is a messenger RNA of Teleopsis dalmanni, 1896 nucleotides long. RefSeq lists its product as uncharacterized. The coding region runs from base 277 to 1365 and encodes 362 amino acids. The record is from RefSeq and is a predicted model, not a curated record. NCBI's taxonomy places the organism in Eukaryota, Metazoa, Arthropoda, Insecta, Diptera, Diopsidae. The transcript has 24 exons.
AUUAAUUUUUAUAGCAUAAUUUUUCGGAAAAUGGCCAAUUUUAUAUAUAUCACAGAUCAUAUUUAAGCGAUUCUUUUCAGUUAUUUUUUAAAAUAAUUGGCCUUCAAAAUUAGAAUGUGUUCACUGCAAUAAAUUUGUAUAAAUCCAUCAAAGGAAUACUCUAUUGCUGAAUUAUUAAUAAAAACUAUGAAAACUUAAUUUGCAAUAAUUUAUUACGACCAUUUUUGAAGAAAGUUAAAAGAACAACGAAGAGGACUUUCGAAUCCAGAUUCAGCAAUGGGGUCCCCAUGUGAAGAUUUUAACGCCACGCCUUUUCCAGGGCAGAUGAUGGAUUUUCCUUCAACGCCCACAAGUUCCAAUUUUGAUAGUUCAUUUUGCUCAGAUUUUGGAGGACCCAUUACUUCAACACCAAAUCGUUUUGGUGCAUUACCUUGGUCAGAUGAAUGUCCCUCAACACCAACUAGAGGAUUUGAUGAUAGAACUUUUGAUAUGUCAGGAAGCAUUGAUGUAUGUCAGAAUGAAUGUGAUUUUGGACAAGGUGGUCCAACAAAUCAAACUGCUUGUGACGAUUCAUUUUUCGGGGAUUUCCCAAAUAACGAUACUCAAUGGCAAAUGGAUUGCCCUUCAACACCAACUCAACAAGGUGGUGAUUUUUCAUGGGAUAUUGAUUUCGGAGGUGGCGCCACUUCAACACCAAAUCAAGGUGGUGAUUUUUCAUGGGAUAUAGAUUUCGGAGGAGGCGCUACUUCAACACCAAAUAGAUGUUCACAAGGUGGUGCCUUCGAUUCCUCAUUUGGUUUUGGCAGUAAUCCAUUUGACUGUGAAGAUUUCACUCCUAGUGCCAGUGCAAGUGACUUUGAUAACUUUGAUUCAGAUUUUGGUGGUAAUUCAACUAUGGAAGCAUUUUCUCAAGUCGAUUUACUUUAUGACGAGGAAUGUCCUGGAGAAUCAGAGGACCAGUGGAGUAACAUGACAUGGUAUGGCGGUGGUACAACUCCAGGUAUGGAUCUUAAUACUGUUUUACCAAUGGCGCCAGAAAAUGAGAGGGAAUGGAGAGAUCAAGUCGCCACUUGCGAAAAGAGGGGUUGGAUAAAGCCAAGUUGUAAUCCUUUUAGUAACCCAACGGUUAUGUCUGAUUCACUAAACGCAAUGCUUGACGUGCCUCGAACAAGAGUAAAUACCUUACCAGGAAUAGAAGAAUUCAGGUGUGCAAAUGAGUGCGAUGAAACAAUUAUAAAUGAGAAUGAUGAAUCAAACUACUUCAGUUGCGACGAUGAUACUAUGACUCCUGAUGACACGAUGUACCACUCAUUUGAUGAUAGCUACGGGGAAUCAGAUUAUGAAACAUGCCCUGAGUACGAUUAAAACAUGCUAAUAUGCAUAUUUACUCAAACGAUGAAUUCAGUAUUCAAAGGCAUUAAUAGUUUAUGCGGAGGUAAUGGAAAUAAAUUUUUUAAAUAAUAUUUAUGCUCUACCGACGAUGAGGCAACAAUCAUUGGAUAUAAUAGUAAGAAAUGUCAAAAAUGUAGCUGAGCAAAUACAUAUUAAUAGCAUUACACAAUAUACAACAACUGUAGACAGUGACAGUUGCUCUUUUGCGAUUAAUCUCUAUAUCUACACAGAUUUUAGAAGUGUCGUGUCACGUAUCACACAUUCAGCAAAUGGGUAUUCCUUAUCAACCUGACGUUAUAGAUAACUUUGUAGCUGUAAGUGAAAAAUUAUUUUAAAAGAUCAAUCCAAGGAUACAGAUUCUUUACAUUACUACAAACGAAAAAGGCAGAUGAACGAAUGCUAUAUCCGGUGUAUUGUGUACAAAAAAUAUCAAAAAUAUACUUUAAAAUAUCGAAAAAUCUAAAAUAAUAUAUUUUUGACUCAAUAAAAUCUACCAGCAGUUCA